AUGUCGACUGAUUUACUGUUUUGUAAGGGCAAAGUUUUUGUCCAUGUUAGUAAACGAUCAGAGGAGAAUUUAGCCGGGUUUUUGGUGAUCAGCAAGGACCCACAGCAGUCGAUACUUGAGGCAACGGUUAGUUGGAUUCCAGAGCAAGAAUUGACGGGAAAACAAGUCGAUGAGCUGUCAAAGGCAGAUUUGCGGUUUGCUGGAGGUGAGGGGUCUUUUGGGAAACUUAAAAUGAGUAAAGACGUGGUUUUACAAGCCUCUUAUGUUGCAUGGGGGUUUUCUAUUAGGCUAGGGAAUAUUUAUUCUGUUCAGUUUCGACACCCAAGUCCCAGCGGUUGGUGGUUUGGCUCCAUUGCCAUCCAUUCCAAGAUCGUACAGGAACAGAACAGUAUCCCGAUCUUAUUUUUCCAUGACGACGUCUGCGCGUCGACUCGCGAAAAGCAGAAACGGUUGGCUCAGGCGUUUGAUCCGUUCAGUGGUAGUAACGACACGUAUUGGGGCGGGGAUGAUUUUCGAGACGCAAUGAUACGGCUUGUGGAUUUUAAACAAACUUUGGUCGACCCCUCGAUUUGGCUUGUAAAUGCGACACUUGAAGACUUAAGGAAUUUUGCGUCAAGCGGGGCCAAGACCACUAGCAAUGAAGUCAACGAGACCGAGGACGUCUCUUCAUCGCUGUGGAACAAAUUUGAUCAAAUUCGAUGGAAUCUUAUGUCCAAAUUUGCGGAUUUGACUACAAGAUCUACAGACACUGUGGUUGAUCUUAUUAGUCGUCAUCCCGUCGUAAAAUUUGUCGACAAACACAGUUCUAGUCCCUACGUGCGUCAAAUAAUGACGAAUCCUAAAGUUCAAGAAAUCCAAGACGAUUUCGAUUCGGCCAAGAUUUACCUUGCCAAAUGGGCCCUGGGUGUCAAAGAAGAAGCGGAGCGGUACCAGACUAAACACGGACUCAAUGAUUCCUAUAGACGGUUACUUUUCAGCGAACUGGGUAAUGACGGUGAAAAUGUCGAACUUACGGAAGAAGAAAUUAAUAUUGCAAUGCAAAGAUCUCAUGGGUUGACAACUCACAAAUGGGAAUCGUUUUUCGAUUCUGAAGGACAUCUUUCCAUUACUGUUGAAGAAGUUAAGGACUACGUUUUCCAUGGCGGUGUCAAAGACCUUGAAAUACGAAAACAGUUGUGGUUGUUUCUGUUGGGAGUAGUGCCCUGGAAUUCAUCUGCGAGCGAACGUGAAAUUUUGAUUAAAACGCUUCGCGAAGAAUACAGGGCUAAUUAUAGGUGCAAAUGGGAAUAUCGUCAAGCCCAUGCUGACGAUGAGGAAGAAGCGUAUUGGCAUGACCAAGUUUUGCGCAUUGAAAAAGAUGUCAAACGCAACGAUCGUGAUCAUCCGCUUUACAAGUACAAUACUGACGAUGGACGGGCACCACCUGAAUCGGAAACUAUGGAUGACGAAGACGCCGUCGAUGAUUUAUGGCGGAUCAGAAACCCACAUUUGAACAAGCUAAGAAGUGUUCUACUUAGCUAUAACAUCCACAAUAACAAUCUGGGCUACGUCCAAGGAAUGGCGGAUCUUUUGUCCCCAAUAUAUGCCGUUUUACAAGAUGAAGAGCUUUCAUUCUGGUGUUUCGUGAAUUUCAUGGAACGUAUGGAGCGCAAUUUCUUACGUGAUCAGUCUGGUAUAAGAGACCAAAUGUUAACUUUAACGGACUUGUGUCAAUUGAUGCUUCCUAAAUUAAGCGAGCACUUGAAUAAAUGUGAUUCUUCAAACUUGUUUUUUUGCUUCAGAAUGCUCCUGGUAUGGUUCAAGCGCGAGUUUUCGUUCGAUGACGUUUGCAGCAUUUGGGAAAUCUUUUGGACAGAUUUUUACUCAUCUCAAUUCCAGUUGCUCUUCAUGUUGGCCAUUUUACAGAAAAGCAGCUGGCCUGUGAUGCAAAAUUUAACCCAGUUCGAUCAGGUCUUGAAAUAUUUCAACGAUCUUAAGGGCUCAAUGGAGUGGAGUGAUAUAAUGAUCAGAAGCGAACUUCUUUUCAUCAAAUUGAGAAAACUCGUCGAAAUCAACGACAGACGUGCCGAAUUGAAGGAAUACACACUUGUGUCACGCCAAGGGGCCGCAACACAUGAAGCAGCGGAAAGUCCUGCAGAAGAAGAGACAGAUGAAUGCGUACUUGUAACACCUCGGUUGAGAGCGCUGUUGCAAAAAGAGCUGGUCAUUCAAAGGGAAGGACCUCGUAAGAAGGACUCCAUUAGAUGA
Molecule: messenger RNA, 2247 nt
Organism: Lachancea mirantina
Lineage: Eukaryota; Fungi; Ascomycota; Saccharomycetes; Saccharomycetales; Saccharomycetaceae
Source: the annotation of a GenBank genome assembly